CUUAGUUUCCACCGAGCAUCAUCAUGUAUUUGACAAGGAGUAUUGUCUGCCUGGCACUCGUGGCCUUGGCCAGUGCCCAGUUCGAUACCAACUACGCUUCCGGGAGGAGUGGCAUGGUCCACCUCUUCGAGUGGAAGUGGGACGACAUUGCCGCCGAGUGCGAGAACUUCCUGGGACCCUAUGGCUACGCCGGAGUUCAGGUUUCGCCCGUCAACGAGAACGCCGUGAAGGACAGCCGCCCCUGGUGGGAGCGCUACCAGCCCAUCUCCUACAAGCUGACCACCCGAUCCGGCAACGAGGAGCAGUUCGCCAGCAUGGUGAAGCGCUGCAACGCCGUCGGCGUGCGCAUCUACGUGGACGUGGUCUUCAACCACAUGGCCGCCGACGGAGGCACCUACGGCACAGCGGGCAGCACCGCCAGUCCGAGCAGCAAGAGCUACCCGGGAGUGCCCUACUCCUCGCUGGACUUCAACCCCACGUGCGCCAUCAGCAACUACAACGACGCCAACCAGGUGCGCAACUGCGAGCUGGUGGGUCUGCGCGAUCUCAACCAGGGCAACUCGUACGUUCAGGAGAAGAUCGUCGAGUUCCUCAACCACCUGAUCGACCUCGGAGUGGCCGGGUUCCGCGUGGACGCCGCCAAGCACAUGUGGCCCGCCGACCUGGGCACCAUCUACGGCAGCCUGAAGAACCUGAACACCGACCACGGAUUCGCCUCGGGAUCGAGGGCCUACAUCGCCCAGGAGGUGAUCGACAUGGGCGGCGAGGCCAUCAGCAAGUCGGAGUACACCGGACUGGGCGCCAUCACCGAGUUCCGCCACUCGGACUCCAUCGGCAAGCUGUUCCGCGGCAAGGACCAGCUGCAGUACAUGACCAACUGGGGCACCGGCUGGGGCUUCGCCGCCUCCGAUCGUUCCCUGGUGUUUGUGGAUAACCACGACAACCAGCGUGGCCAUGGAGCCGGCGGCGCCGACGUGCUCACCUACAAGGUGCCCAAGCAGUACAAGAUGGCCUCGGCCUUCAUGCUGGCCCAUCCCUUCGGCACACCGCGCGUGAUGUCCUCGUUCUCGUUCACGGACACCGACCAGGGACCGCCCACCACCGACGGCCACAACAUCGCCUCGCCCACCUUCAACAGCGACAUGUCCUGCGGCGGCGGAUGGGUGUGCGAGCACCGCUGGCGCCAGAUCUACAACAUGGUGGCCUUCCGGAACGCCGUCGGCUCGGACGCCAUCCAGAACUGGUGGGACAACGGCAGCAACCAGAUCGCCUUCAGCCGCGGCAGCCGGGGAUUCGUGGCCUUCAACAACGACAACUACGAUUUGAAUAGCUCCCUGCAGACCGGCCUGCCCGCCGGAACCUACUGCGACGUGAUCUCCGGAGACAAGAGCGGAUCCUCCUGCACCGGCAAGACCGUGACCGUCGGAUCCGACGGACGCGCCAGUAUCUACCUCGGAAACUCCGAGGACGAUGGAGUGCUGGCCAUCCACGUCAACGCCAAGUUGUAAGCAACUGGGACAGGGACAAAGGCUACGGCACUUCAAGCCCAAUCAAUUGAGAUUACUUUCUUAAAUAAUAUACUUGAUGAGAUUAUUAA
Messenger RNA from Drosophila ficusphila, 1597 nucleotides. RefSeq names its product alpha-amylase B-like. Gene Ontology annotation, molecular function: alpha-amylase activity; cation binding. NCBI's taxonomy places the organism in Eukaryota, Metazoa, Arthropoda, Insecta, Diptera, Drosophilidae. The record is from RefSeq and is a predicted model, not a curated record. Gene Ontology annotation, biological process: carbohydrate metabolic process. Bases 24 to 1508 code for a protein of 494 amino acids. The transcript is spliced from 2 exons.